UUUAGUUUCCAUUUUCACCGCCAAAGGGCAAAAUUUCGACAUGCGAGUAGUUAUUUCUUCAACCGUUUGAAUUUAAAAGCCUUAUAAUUAAAACAAUUUCGUUAAUGUUUGUCCUGUUAAUGAUAAAAUAUUGUACUAACAAUUCACAUCAUGCAUAGUUUUGGUGAUUUGAGUCACAUAUCCGAUAUACAAAGUAUUUCACGGAUUUCUCGUUCGAAUUCUAGUAGAAUAAUAGGAAGAGUAGAUUCGUUGCAAAGUUUAUUUGAGCAACAAUGUAGUUUAACACAUAAUGCAAGUAGAAAUACUAUAAAUUCCACUUAUGGAUCUAAUCACAUAGAAAAGACUGUCAAAUGCCUUACCUCAUGUGAAGAAAGCAUAGGUGAACAUGUAAAAAGCAAAAUAAUUUUGGAGUGUAUUAAGGAAGCAUCGACAAAUGAAAAAAAGACAUUGUCUGAAGAUGUUGUUACUAAGUUGAAAGGAUUACUUUUAAUUCACAAGCUUAAUAAGUAUAUGCAUUUGCCAUCUACAUUAAAGGAUUUACAAGAAGAAUUAAGUAUUUUAGGAAUUACUGAUCUACCAAAAUAUAACUUCAGUUGUGAAGAAAUAUUAGAUAUUAAAUGCUAUGUAGAAACAUUGCUUAGAGACAGGAUACAUGAAAUUAUAUUAAGAUACGAGCAACUAGGAGGAAAUAUGAAAGAACUUUUAAGAUCAACUGAUUUUAAUACACAUAAAAAGUUAUUUGAACCUCAGGCAGUACGAAUAUUUCAUUGGAAAAAUAAAGUUGAAGAAUUAUAUGUAUCAUAUGAAGUAGAUAUUCUACAAUACAGAACUUUAAUGAAUAAAUGGAAUGAGCUAAAGUACAAAGAUACAAGUCAGAUUUAUUUAGAAAAAGCAGAAUACAUGUUACUACAAGCUCAAGUUGCUGAAGUACAAGCAAGGAUUACAAAGUUAUCUUGUAUUAUGAAAAUGUAUAAGGAAACACCGACAACAGUUGAUGCUUACAAAACACUAAAUGCAGCUUUGGAUGAAAAAUUGUUUACAAUAAUGAAUGAAAUUAAAGAAAAAGAAAAUUUAAAACAACAAUAUGAAAAUUUACAAAACACAGAAUAUGAUGAAAUUCUAAAAACUUAUUUACACUUUUGCAAAGCAAUCAAGAAAAAGAAACAGAUACUAGAAAAGCUUUAAAUUAUUUAAAAUUUAUUCGCAAAAUACAUAAAUGUAUUUUUUAAGUACUUGUAUAUAGAU
Osmia lignaria (orchard mason bee) is the source of this 1245-nucleotide messenger RNA. RefSeq lists its product as uncharacterized. Lineage: Eukaryota; Metazoa; Arthropoda; Insecta; Hymenoptera; Megachilidae. The record is from RefSeq and is a predicted model, not a curated record.